GCCCCCUCGGACUGGCCACGUCGGUCCAGUUCGGCGCAUGCGCGGUCAACGCCGCCUGAAGACCGGCGUCGCGAGUCUGAGGCGUUGGUGCGCCCGCGCGCGGGUGUGCGGGGCCGUUAAGGAAGGCCUACUGCCGCAGUCCCGCGGCCAUGAUGCCUGGGGCAACGAUCACAGCCAACAGCGUGCCCCUGUAUGACCCCCGCCUGCUUCAGGAGCUGGACUGGAGCCAGAGCAACGUUACCUUCUCUCCCGCCAUUUCUCCCGCAGACCCCGGUGAGGGUUUGGUGCUGCGACCUCUAUGCAUUGGGGACAACAACAGAGGCUUUUUGAAAGUUCUGGGUCAGCUGACGGACACUGGAGCUGUGAGCCCGGAGCAAUUCACCAAGACCUUUGAGCACAUGAAGAGUUCUGGAGACUACUAUGUGACGGUGGUAGAAGAUACAAAUCUGGGACAGAUUGUGGCUACUGCAACAUUAGUGAUAGAACAGAAGUUCACUCAUUCAUGUGCAAAGAGGGGACGCAUUGAAGAUGUUGUUGUAAGCGGGGAGUGUCGAGGGAAGCAGCUCGGGAAACUACUGACGUCCACCCUGACACUGCUAAGCAAGCGACUGAAUUGUUACAAAAUCACGCUGGAGUGCCUGCCGAAAAACGUGGCUUUUUAUAAAAAAUUCGGAUAUUCGGUAUCUGAAGAAAACUACAUGUACCAGAGGUUCUACAACUGAGAAGCUGCCGGCCCGUGAUCUCUUGCGACAGACCGACUUCUGGUGGAGGGAGCUUUGCCGCCGUCUCUAUUCUUCGUGGAAAGCAAAUAUUUACUGUAAAUGGGAGGAUCGCCUCCAAAAAGGGGGCAACUAAUAUUGAAAUGCUGCAGACGGAUUCUUUUAGGUUUCUUUGCAGACAGAAACCUACUUUUCCUACUGUUCGCACUCUGCGACUCUCGUUAGCAGGGAGUGGACGAAUAUUACGGAGGGAGAUGGUUUUCUAAACCAAAGGGUCUAUAUUUUUACCUGAUGCAUUUUCUUGCCUUGUAUUUUUCUAGAAGUUUGGGCUGCUUCUUCUGGGUAGCCAAACGGUUCUGACGGGUUUGGGAAUGAUAAAUGCAAGAUCAUCACGCUUGAUGGUCAUACUGUUGUCAUGAAUGUACCUCGUGGGGGCAGUUUCCCGGCUGGGGUAGCUUGUGCGGUUGGUUCUGUUUAGGUCAAAAUUAGUAGGGUUCAGACAUCUGUUUUAACACCUUGGACACCCCUGCAGGUAAUGCCCACAAGCAAACCUGGAUAUGCAAGAUACUUUUCAGUUAUUUUAGGAACAGGAUGUGUGAGACCCCUUGUCCCUGCUUAAAGAGGAUUUCCAGUAUAAUCUCUCUCUCUUACAGACACAUCCCUUACCUGCUUGAACAAGGUGGUAUUUAUGUUUGCAGGUGAAAGAUUCUGCCAUAUUCAGUGCAUACUAGAUGUCCAAAAUCCUGCUCUCAGGAGGUGAAUGGAGUCGGGCACUUCUGGUUUACAUGUCAGGUUUUUAGCACUUUUUGUCGUUUGUUGACAAUAAAUGUAUGACAGACCCAACUGCUGCAGCAUGUUCAGGGCACUGCAAAUAAAUGAAGGCUAUUAUUGAAAAGCGUAGAAAAUCAUAACAAGGCUUCAGUGCACCACAGAGGGCUAUUCUCAGCUGGGAGAGCUGUUCCGUGUCAUUGUGGUACUUAACUUUCUCAGCAAAGUUUGUUCUAUUUAUUCAGUCUUAACGUCUUGUACAACUGAAGAAUGGGGACUUGACGGAUCCCGGUUUGAAUCUAAUCAUUGUGACCCCUUUGCUUGAAAAGUGCUGUGGUUUGAAUGUGCUGCUGCCCACCCAGGGCGCUGUGAUUAAAUCUCUGCUGUUUGUUAAAAA
Sphaerodactylus townsendi is the source of this 1884-nucleotide messenger RNA. RefSeq names its product glucosamine-phosphate N-acetyltransferase 1 (gene GNPNAT1). The coding region runs from base 150 to 722 and encodes 190 amino acids. Gene Ontology annotation, biological process: UDP-N-acetylglucosamine biosynthetic process. Gene Ontology annotation, cellular component: Golgi apparatus; endoplasmic reticulum-Golgi intermediate compartment; endoplasmic reticulum. Lineage: Eukaryota; Metazoa; Chordata; Lepidosauria; Squamata; Sphaerodactylidae. Gene Ontology annotation, molecular function: monosaccharide binding; glucosamine 6-phosphate N-acetyltransferase activity. The transcript is spliced from 6 exons. The record is from RefSeq and is a predicted model, not a curated record.